Messenger RNA from Melanaphis sacchari, 834 nucleotides. RefSeq lists its product as uncharacterized. The record is from RefSeq and is a predicted model, not a curated record. NCBI's taxonomy places the organism in Eukaryota, Metazoa, Arthropoda, Insecta, Hemiptera, Aphididae. The transcript is spliced from 4 exons. The coding region runs from base 1 to 834 and encodes 277 amino acids.
AUGAAAAAACGAAAGACCAUAUUUGAUUAUUUCAAAAAUAAUACACCAAGUACAAGUGCACAAUCAGAUACACAUGCAUUGUUGGAGGAAUGUGAGGUAGACAAUCCUUUACCUUAUUCUAGCGUUUCAUCUAUUACAACGGAUUCAACUGAAAAUUCUAACUCUGAUGAAACUGAACCGUUCGAAUCUAACUUCCAGUCAUUAUUACCAUGUAAUAUGAAAACAGCUUCUACUGAUACAAUUAAUGAGGAUUUUACCGGACUGCAUCCUGGUGAUCCUAAACGCUCUUUACCUACAAAUCGUCUAGAAUUGAAAGAUCGGAUUUUGAGAGGUCCUUUUCAACCUGUGUUGACAAUGUUCCCAAGGAGCAUAAUUAGUGGUGUUCAACGUAGUUUCCAUAAAAAUUGGUAUGAACAAUUUACAUGGCUUGAGUAUAGUCCAAAAAAUAAUUGUGCAUUUUGUUUUCCUUGUCGAGUAUUUAAAAAUUCUUCCGGAAUCAAUGUUGGGCAAUCAGAUACUACAUUUUCACAAAAUGGUUUUAGUAAUUGGAAAAUGGCUAGUCAAAAGUUUAAGUUACACCAAACUUCUAGAUCACAUUUAAACAGUGUUACAUUAAUGACAGAUUUUUUAAAUUCCAAGUCAAUAGAUUUGCUUUUAAUUGAGGAAAACAAAAAGUUGCUUAAUGAAAGGGAAAAAAAAAAAAUUAACAACCGAUGUAUAAUGCAUAGACUCAUAGAUAUAACAUUAUGUCUUGGUAUUGGGGGAAAACCAUUUCGUGGGCACAAUGAAAAAGAAGGUGAUGCCCAUAGAGGGCUUUUUUUGGAUUUAGUCUGA